CCGAGGCCGCCGCCGCGCCCCGAACCCCGCCCGCCAUGCCCGCGCCCCGCGCUCUGGCGGCCGGCGCGCCAGCGCCUGGGAAGGCCGCGCUCACGCACCCGGGGAAGGCGAUCCUGGCAGGCGGCCUGGCGGGUGGCAUCGAAAUCUGCAUCACCUUUCCCACCGAGUAUGUGAAAACGCAGCUACAGCUGGACGAGCGCUCGCACCCGCCGCGCUACCGGGGCAUCGGGGACUGCGUGCGGCAGACGGUCCGCAACCAUGGCGUCCUGGGCCUGUACCGCGGCCUCAGCUCCCUGCUCUACGGCUCCAUUCCGAAGGCGGCCGUCAGAUUCGGGAUGUUCGAGUUUCUCAGCAACCACAUGCGGGACGCCCAGGGACGGCUGGACAGCACGCGCGGGCUGCUGUGCGGCCUGGGCGCUGGUGUGGCCGAGGCCGUGGUGGUCGUGUGCCCCAUGGAGACCAUCAAGGUGAAGUUCAUCCAUGACCAGACCUCCCCCAGCCCCAAAUACAGAGGAUUCUUCCACGGGGUCAGGGAGAUCGUGCGGGAACAAGGGCUGAAGGGGACAUACCAGGGCCUCACGGCCACCGUGCUGAAGCAGGGAUCCAACCAGGCCAUUCGAUUCUUCGUCAUGACCUCUUUGCGCAACUGGUACCGAGGGGACAACCCCGACAAGCCCAUGAACCCGCUCAUCACUGGCGUGUUUGGAGCCAUCGCGGGUGCAGCCAGUGUCUUCGGGAACACUCCUCUGGACGUGAUCAAGACCCGGAUGCAGGGCCUAGAGGCGCACAAGUACCGCAACACGUGGGACUGCGGCCUGCAGAUCCUGAGGAACGAGGGGCCCAAGGCGUUCUACAAGGGCACCGUCCCCCGCCUGGGCCGGGUGUGCCUGGACGUGGCCAUCGUGUUCGUCAUCUACGACGAGGUGGUGAAGCUGCUCAACAAAGUGUGGAAGACGGACUGAGCCCCGGGGUCUGCGCAUGGGCUGCCCCCAGCGCCCCCUUCUCACAAUUCCAGUGCAGUCGUGCCAAAAGGCCCCCUUCCCCUGUCCCUUACAGUCCAUGGCCCAGGGCUGUCCCCUGUGGCCAUCGGGUCCAUGUGUCCCCUGUGGUCUGUAUGAUACCACCGUGGUGUCCAUGUGUCCAGCUGAGACUGGGUGUUCCUCUGGCCUGUGAAUCUGUGCCCACAUGUCCACGUGCUUACUCGUAUGCCUGUGUUUCAUGUUUCGUGUCCUGUGACCCUGUUCCCCACUUCCCGGGGUGCCCGUGUGGCCUGGGUCACGGCCCUGUAGCCAUGGCCUGGUCCCAGCCCAGUGCCUUCCACCCUGGGCAGCAGGGGCAUCACCCCGGCCUACCACAGCUGCCUCCGGGCCUCAGCCUGGCCUCACUGCAUUCCAGGGGCUGCGUACCCCCCGCUUCUCCCGCCACUGGCCUUAACCAGCCCUUGGGCCCUCCCUCCGCCCAGGACAGGGUGGCACCUGCCACUCUCAGGACCACCCUUCCAAGGCAGAAUAAACUGGAUCCCGUUGCA
Molecule: messenger RNA, 1528 nt
Organism: Lipotes vexillifer (Yangtze River dolphin)
Lineage: Eukaryota; Metazoa; Chordata; Mammalia; Artiodactyla; Lipotidae
Gene: SLC25A1
Product: solute carrier family 25 member 1
Exons: 9
Coding region: 36-962 (308 amino acids)
Biological process (GO): mitochondrial citrate transmembrane transport
Cellular component (GO): mitochondrion
Molecular function (GO): citrate secondary active transmembrane transporter activity
Source: RefSeq, a predicted model, not a curated record